AUGGCUGUAUGGUGUCGAUCAUUUAGUGCCAAUGCUAAUCGUUACGAUAAAGGUGAUGAUCUUGGUCUUUUAUUAUUAAAACGAUUAAGUGAUGCUGAACGUGAUGGAGAUCGCAUAUAUUGUGGUAUUCGUGAUGUACUUAGUGGCCAUGAUGGAAACGAAGAUAAACUAAUUUUUUUUGUACCAUCAGCUGCUGAAAAAAGACAUUUAUUAGCAAAUAUUUAUUCAAGAAAUAAUUUUGAUACUCGAAAAAUAUUAUUUGUUGAAGCACAUGGUACAAGUACACCUAUAGGUGAUUCAAUUGAAGCUAAUUGUUUAGGUCGAUUUUUUAAUCGAUCAAAUCUUGAUCCACCAUUAUUAUUAGAUUCAAUUAAAAGUAAUUUAGGACAUACAGAAGGUGCAGCUGGUGUUGCAUUACUUAUUAAAGUUGCUAUGUGUAUGUAUCAUCGUGGUAUUACAGCAAAUAUGCAAUUUACUUCACUUAAUCCAAAAAUAGAUGCACAAAAAUAUAAUUUACAUGUUUUUCAAAAUUUUAUACCAUUUCCAUCCAUUCCAAAUAAUGAAAAAAUAGCUAUAGGUGUUAAUUCAUUUGGAAUGGGUGGUGUAACGACACAUGCUAUUAUUGAAAAAUAUCAACCAAAUAAAACAUCAAUUAUUAAUGGUCAUAUCGAUGAAAAUCAUAUUCAAAGCAAACAAAAGUUUAUUUUUAUUUUUUCAAAACAAAUUAAUGCUUUUCUUACUGAACAGAUAUCACCAGUCCUUUCAAUUACAUCACGUCUAACAAAACCAUUAGCACAAAAAAUAUGUUUUGUUUUUAGUAGACAAAGUCAACAAUGGUGGUCUAUGGGUGGACAAUUAUAUGAAAGUGAACCUUUAUUUAAUAAAUGGAUUCAUUUAAUUGAUGGAGAAAUGACAAAAAUUAAUAAGGAAUCUCGUAUUAAUGAUACAAAUAUUGUUCAACCAAUAUUAUUUGCUAUACAAGUUGCAUUAUCAGCUUUACUUGUUUCAUGGAAUAUUUAUCCAUCAUUAAUUAUAUCAUAUAGUGCUGGUGAUCAAGCAACUGCUUUUGUUGCUGGUUGUUUAAAUUUAGAAGAAGCUGUUCGUAUUGAACAUUUGGCUUGUAUUGCUGUUGUUGUUAAUAGUCUUCGUCUAGUAACAAUAAGUAGUGAUGAAAUACAACAAAUACUUUCAAUCUCUUAUCCAAAUGUAUUCAAAGCAUGUGUUCGUAUUGAAAAUGUAUUUCAUUCAUAUCAAAUGAAUCGAUUUGAUAUUGAAAAAGAAAUGCUUUCAUCCUUGAAAGAUAUUCGAGGACUUCCAAUACAAGAUCAAAAGCAAAACUUUAUUCAAUCAAAUGUAAGACAAACUGUUCGAUUUUAUGAUGCUAUAGCAGCAAUUAUAAAAGAUGAAGCAGCAAAUGUUUUUCUUGAAAUUUCACCACAUCCAGUUUUAGCUACAUCUAUUCGUGAAUGUUAUUCAUCUAUACAACGUUUAGCUAAUCGUCUGCGUGCUCAUCCAUUACUUGGUAUUCGUCAAUUAAAUGAACAAACAAGUGCAACAUGGAAAAGUCUUAUUAAUAUUAAUUUAACACAACAUGCUUUUUCAAAAGAUCAUAAAAUUCAAGAUGCAGUUCUUUUCCCGGCUGUUGCUUAUCUUGAACUUGCAACAACUGCUUGUCAUCAAUUACUUUCCCCAAAAGAAGAUGAUCAACAACAACUAACACUUGUUUUUGAAGACGUAAACUAUAAUAAAGCACUUAUUCCUAAUGAACAUGAAUUGAUGGAAUCAUUAAAUGAAUUUACUUUACAUGCUCAAGGUAAAAUUGAAACUGAUUCUAAACAACAAAAAUCAUUAACAGUACCUGAUAGAUGGACCAUACAAGAUAUAACAAGUGCUUAUCAAUAUGGAUCUAGUUUUCAAAAAAUAAAAACAUUACAUGGUACUUCAACUACAAUUAUAUCUCAAUUAUCAAAUGAUAAUAAUAAUUGUUCAUCUUAUUAUUUACUGCAUCCAUAUCUAGUUCUAUUACCAGGUGUUGAAACAACAUUUCUUCCAGUACGUAUUCUAAAAUUUAUUUAUUCAAGAAAAACAAAAACGAAUCAGUCAACAAAUAUCGAAGUAUGUGAAAACUAUUAUGAUAAUAUAUGUGGUAUAGGCCAAGAAGAAAUAUAUAGUCUUAAUUUAUGGAUAUUUCCAAUGGAUAAUGAAACCGAAGAACCAAUAUUUACAUUUGAAGGUGCUGUUAUUCAACAAGUUCAAGGUGCACAUUCUGAUCGAUGGUCAAUGGAACAAAUAAUUUAUGAUAAAUUAAAUCUAACAACUGAUUUACCUAAUACUGAUCAUAAAACAUAUUUAGAUACAAUUAUAAAAGAUAUAUCACAUUUACUUCCAUCACCUAAUCAAAUUCUUAAUAAUGAACUUAAUUCUAAUAGUAAUCAAGAUUUAAUUGAAUCAAUAGAACCAUUUAAUGAAUUAGCUGUUUAUUAUGCUCAAAUGGCAAUUAAAAAUCCUGAUUUAAAUCAACAACAUCAUCCAUUAUUAAAUACAUGUCGUUCUCUUGCUUCAACUUUACAUGAAGAAGUAACAUGGAAUUCAACAAAACUUCGUGUUAUUCAAUUAUUUCAACGUUUUCCUCGUUUAAAACCAUUUUUAAUAAUAUUAAAUAAACAUGGUUUACAUUUAAAAGAUAUUCUUAAUGAAGAAAAAAAUGGAUUAGAUAUAUUUCUUAGUGAUGAUGAUGAAAUUGGAGAAACUUUUCAACAAAUUAAAACUCUUCUAAGUGCAACUAAAACACAACAAACGAAAGAUGAUAAUUCAUGUGAAAAUUAUCGAUUACGUAUAUUUUGGUUAACUGAUAAUGACUAUUCAGAUAUUUUACCUAUUCUUGAUAUUUUUAUUAAUUGA
Molecule: messenger RNA, 2901 nt
Organism: Adineta steineri
Lineage: Eukaryota; Metazoa; Rotifera; Eurotatoria; Adinetida; Adinetidae
Source: the annotation of a GenBank genome assembly